Brienomyrus brachyistius is the source of this 2418-nucleotide messenger RNA. It is a transcript of the gene atxn3, whose product is annotated as ataxin 3. Gene Ontology annotation, biological process: protein deubiquitination. The record is from RefSeq and is a predicted model, not a curated record. Gene Ontology annotation, molecular function: cysteine-type deubiquitinase activity. The coding region runs from base 245 to 1198 and encodes 317 amino acids. Gene Ontology annotation, cellular component: nucleus. Lineage: Eukaryota; Metazoa; Chordata; Actinopteri; Osteoglossiformes; Mormyridae. The transcript has 11 exons.
AUAGUUGAUAAUGAAUCAGUUAUCCAGCCAUCGCAAGUGAAUGUCUGCAAAUUCUAUCGAAACAGUAUGGAAAUGUGGAAAAUUACUGACACAAUCAAUAUUAACGUUGUGACCAGUGCGUCUGUGUUAUCAGCAGGAGGGCUCCCUAUGCGCCCAGCACUGUCUGAAUAACCUGCUUCAGGGAGAGUACUUUACUCCAGUGGACCUGUCCUCCAUUGCGCAUCAGCUAGAUGAGGAAGAACGGAUGAGAAUGGCGGAGGGAGGCGUGACCAGCGAGGAGUACAGGACAUUCCUUCAGCAACCAUCCGGGAACAUGGACGACAGUGGUUUCUUUUCCAUACAAGUUAUCAGUAAUGCUCUAGGGGUUUGGGGUUUGGAACUGAUUCUCUUCAACAGCCGCGAAUAUCAACGGAUGAUGAUCAACCCAAUAAACGAGAAGGCAUUUAUUUGCAACUACAAGGACCACUGGUUUACUGUGCGAAAACUGGGACAACAGUGGUUUAACCUGAACUCAUUGUUGACGGGGCCAGAGCUUAUAUCGGAUACAUAUCUGGCUCUCUUUCUGGCACAAUUACAACAAGAAGGGUAUUCCAUUUUCGUUAUAAGAGGGAACCUGCCGGACUGUGAAGCAGAGCAGAUACUGCGCAUUAUGAGGGUGGAGCAACGACAGAGACCCAAGCUGAUUGGAGAAGAGGCAGCAGCAGCCCAGUCCAGUGGCGGCCAAGGCGGUGUGUCAGCGCAAAGGGCACUGGAAGUGGAACCAGGCCUGGAUGCCGGCGUGGUGGACGAGGACGAGGAGGCACUAAGGAAGGCCAUCGCCCUGAGCCGAGAGGACAUGGAGGUUGAGGAUGAAGAGGCAGACCUACGCCGGGCCAUCCAGCUGAGCAUGCUGGGUGCAACAAGUACCAGUAACUCCCUCGAGCCCAAAGAUGUGGAUGUCACCCAGACAAUGGGGUCAACUCAACCCCCUGCCAUACCCCCUGAGAUGCCUGCAAACACCCAGAAGGAGAAUCUGAGUGCUGAGGAGCUACGCAGGAAAAGACAGGCCUACUUCGACAGUCCCAACAGCUGGCCCAGGGAAACCAGAACACAGGAGCCCCCUCAGGAAGCACAGGGUCAGAACCAGGCGGCCAUGAUGCUGAGACCGAGCAUGCCCAGUGAUGGACCAGGGGCGGAGCAAGCCAGCCUGCAAGCCUGACUAUGACUACGACCUGUCGUGCCUGUCGCGGUGCUGCCCCGCCCCCUCUGUGAGGGUCAGCCUCUCCCCACCUCCUGGCCCCCUGCUGCGCCUUCUCCAAGUAUCAGCUGGCCGUUUACUACACCCUGGACGUGUGUACAGGCUGAAACGGAGAAAUGGCAAAAAUCCAGUAGUGUAACGUAACGAUGCGGAUUAAUAGGGUGCAGAGAAGGGAGGAUGGAUAGAGUUCUAUUGCAGUUACUCAAAGUCUGCAAUUGCCUUCCACCACAACACCUUCAGCUCCUGUUAUUAAUGUAUUUAUUUGCUCUUCCCCUCUGCGCUGGGAGAGGUGAACAGGAAGCCCAUGUAAGUGUCUCUGAGUCAAAGAAAAGAUGACAGGGUAAGGCUGGUACUUUAAUAAGAAGUGGCAUACAGUGGAAUGGAGGUGGGGGCUUCUUUCCCGUGCCACCCAGCGGGACUAUUGGGGGGUCUGAGGGUGUGACAACAGGCUUAAACUACAUUCUUCCUCCCUCCCUCCAACCUGCAUCCUUUCCCAGGUGCAACAUGACCUCAUCAAUCAAGGCCGAGGAAUUAUGAACUAUUAAUUAUGUAGCGGAGUGUGUGUGUGUGCGCGCGUGCGUGUUUUCCAGUCUUAUUGUUUUUUUUUUUUUUAAGUAAAGGCAUUGAUAGUAUAAUAAUCAAGGUCCAGGUAGUUAUGGUUAUAUUCUUAUCUGGCCAUUUAAAGUAAUAAAAUGUAUCUUUUUUUUGACCACUUAAUACCUUUGUUCACAGAUUAUGACAUUCAUUCCUUUUCACAAAGUAAAGCUAUGACCUAAAAUGAGCUACUGUCCGUGAUGAGUCAUAAAUAUCAAAGAAAUUCUGUGUUUAAUAGUGGUACCACAUGUCAGGUUUGAUGUGCCAAUUCAGAUAUUUUUAACCGCUAUAUUAAUCUGGCAGUUUCAUACGGCGUCCCAUAAAAUUUAACACGGUAGGAAUAUUUUCGGUGGUUUCCAUUAUGUAGCUUUCAUUCUGUGUCAGUUAUGUUCUUUUUUUUUUUUUUUAUUACUUGAUUUGGACACAAUCCGCAGGAAUGGACUAGACUUGUGAUGUGGUGUUUGCAGAUCUGUAAAAUACUGUGUUAGGUCUCUCACUCAUGUUUUUCUGGAGUCGUCUAACAAAAUACUAAUUAAUCUGCUGCAAAAAUUUCUACUCUGCUUCAUUAAAGUGACCAUUUCCCCCAA